Mollisia scopiformis is the source of this 1119-nucleotide messenger RNA. RefSeq lists its product as uncharacterized. The record is from RefSeq and is a predicted model, not a curated record. NCBI's taxonomy places the organism in Eukaryota, Fungi, Ascomycota, Leotiomycetes, Helotiales, Mollisiaceae. The transcript has 4 exons. The coding region runs from base 254 to 1063 and encodes 269 amino acids.
GUAAAUGACCCCGCUUUCGGCAGGUACAUAACCAAGUGACACCUUGGACGACCUGAAUAAUCGCACGUUGCCCGAAUCCUGAAGGAAUUACCUUACACGUGCAUCUUUGGUAGGCUAACUUGUCGGAUGCUGGAAGUGCACAUGGGGAUGGAUGCGGUCGUUUUGCUGGUUGUGAUAUAAAUUCUAGGUGCCUUCUCGGGGAUCUCGAACGUCUUUCGAUUGAGAGGUGUCGAAAUUCAAGCAAACCAUCAAAAUGAUGAACAAAGCUAUCCUUCUUGCUCUCUGGAUUGGUGCUGGGAUGGUUAUUGCCAAUACUCCUAUUGAUCCCUCGGUGUUCGUCGACGAUCCGCUCACUGCUGUCAUCGCCGCAGCACCGCUGUGGCAUUUCGAUGAGAAGACAUGCUUUCCCAGUACUGCAACAGAGGCUGACGGAAGCCAAACCCCAAGUCUUCCAGCAGAUGACUGUGCAGUGUUGAAAGCCUUGAAUGCGGGUUGUCCAGUUCAAGCGGCACAAACCCAGCAGGAACAACUCUCUACUGCAUUUCCAACGUAUUAUGCUAUACAACAGUGUUCAUCGGAUAACUCCUGGAGGAUCGCAUAUGAUGUGUUUUUCCAGAAGGAUACUGGGCAUCCAUACGACUGGGAAUGGGCCGUAGUGAAGUUCCUCCCAAAUGCAGAUGGACAGUACAUCCGAGACGGGAUCUGGCUGGAAGAAGAUGGAAAUCAUCCAUAUACCUCAUGGUCCAGCAUCCCGAAUACGUUCGACAAUGAUACAGAUAAAUUCCAAUACGGAAAUCUCAACCGUGACCAUCCCAAAGCGUUCUUUGGCAAGUGGAAACAUAAUGUUGCGGUGGUGUACAAUGACGAUUAUGCCAAUGAUUGUCUGGGGGCUAUUAUUGAAAAGAAGGAUUACCAUAGUGAUGAUUAUCAGUACUAUGCAGCUGAUAACCUACUCAUUGAUACGACUGUACCUGCGAGCUACAACUAUGGAGAUGCAGAUUCGACUCCGCAAUCCUUUGAGCCCGGUGGAGCGUACGAUUUAUGUGGAAGUGUAUUUUCGUAGGAAUGUGAAUUUUCAUAAUGACAUUCAUAAUACUUCGAAUGAGAUUCAUUACCAAG